Lodderomyces oxycetoniae is the source of this 636-nucleotide messenger RNA. It is a transcript of the gene VPS24, whose product is annotated as ESCRT-III subunit protein. Gene Ontology annotation, biological process: late endosome to vacuole transport; protein transport; endosome transport via multivesicular body sorting pathway. The record is from RefSeq and is a predicted model, not a curated record. Gene Ontology annotation, cellular component: ESCRT III complex; multivesicular body. Lineage: Eukaryota; Fungi; Ascomycota; Pichiomycetes; Serinales; Debaryomycetaceae. The transcript has a single exon. Bases 1 to 636 code for a protein of 211 amino acids.
AUGAGGAAGAUAAACCAAUUACUUCGCAAGAAUAAACGAGAAUUGGAUAGGUCCAUGAAUCAACUACAACCACUCAAGAAGAAAACAGAAGGGCUCAUUAAAAAAGCGGCAAAAGAGAAAGACUACAAAACUGCUAAACUUUAUGCAAAAGAAUACAUCAAUAUCAAUAAACAAUUCAAUAAACUUUAUACAUCGCGAACUAGACUAGAUUCAAUAACAAUGACAAUUAAUGAGCAAUGGCAAAUGAACAAACUCACAAAAUCGAUACACGCAUCAACAUCAGUAAUGAAAGAUGUGAAUCAGUUGAUCUACAUUGGUGCAGUUUCGCAAACCAUGCAGGAAUUGACUAAGGAAUUGAUGAAGGCUGGUAUAAUCAAUGAAAUGGUGGAUGAUAUGGUUGAUUUGGGUGAAGAAGACGAGGAGUUGGAAAGUGAGUCACAGGAAGAGGUAGACAAGAUAAUAACAAGUCUAACAGAAGAUAAAUUGAACAAAAUUGAGAGCAAAGUACCAAAAGAAGGCUUUGAGGUUGAAAAUUCUUCCCGGAAGGAAGCAUCGAUUAGCGAAGAAGAAGAAGAAGAAGAAGAAGAAGACAUUGCAAUUGACGAAAUGAGGCAGAGGUUGAAAGCUUUACAAUGA